Molecule: messenger RNA, 653 nt
Organism: Xenopus laevis (African clawed frog)
Lineage: Eukaryota; Metazoa; Chordata; Amphibia; Anura; Pipidae
Product: protein kinase C delta type-like
Exons: 5
Coding region: 7-642 (211 amino acids)
Source: RefSeq, a predicted model, not a curated record
UUUGCUAUGUACAGGUUAUUUGUAAUACAAGGUACUAAUGGAGUUUUUUUCCUAGGUGGAAGCGCAGCGAAGAAACUCUGUGUGGAUAUCAGCAGACCUGUCCCCCUGGAUAUUAAGAACUACAGGUUUUAUUCAGAGCUGGGAAAAGGAGGCUUUGGCCGGGUGAUGUUGGCUUCGUUUACACCAAAGAAGCAACUGGUAGCAGUUAAGAUCAUGCAGAAAAGUCCAGACAAGAACAACUUCAACAUCAUGAUGAAGGAGGCCCGAGUGCUGUCGGUCGCUAGAGGAAGCACAUUUUUAUGUCAUUCCUACGCAGCUUUUCAAUCAGAGCUGGAAUCCUUCUUCGUCCUGGAGUAUGCCAGCGGGAAAUCUUUAAUGCAAAUGAUUCUUCGCAAAGGAAAUCUGCCAAUGGCAAGAAUCAUGUUCUACACAGCGGAGAUGGUGGUUGCCCUCCAGUUCCUGCACUCUAAGGGCAUCAUUCAUCGUGACCUGAAACCUGACAACGUGUUGGUGGACAGAUACGGCCAUAUCAAGAUCUGCGACUUUGGCCUCGCCGCAGAGAACAUCUUCGACCAGACAAGAACCAACGGAGUAAUAGGAACCCCUGGAUACCGCGCACCAGAGGUGACAACAAACAUUUAAAAUACAAACAU